AUGAUCCUCCACUGCAGUUCGUCCACGGCCCCAACUGUGCAGGCCAAUGCCAAGAGAAAGCUCCAUGCCUGGGCAGCCACUGACUCCCCGAAAGCCAGGAAUGGUGGGGAAGACAGUGGGAACCUGGUGCCCAGGGACCUGCAGAAAGACACAUCUAACAUGUCAUUUGAGGAGCCACUGGAAUUGCAGAGCCAAGUGGGGACUAAGACAUACAAACAAUUGGCAGCUGGGAACAGCCCUAAGAAGCAAGGUUCUAGACCACCAAUCCAAAAUGGAUAUAUUGCAGAUAAGCACAGGCCUUUGGAAAUGUCAAAGUUGGUGCCAUUUUUGUAUCAAGUUGUCCCCAUCAGUAAGAAGAAGGUAGUCUGGGACUCCUGUUUUGACGAUUUGUCAGGGGAAUACAACGUGGAAGUGUUGAAUGACAUCCGAGCCAAAGAGAAAGAACUUGUGAAAAAGCAACUGAAGAAGCACUGUUCAAGGGAGGAGCAUGCGGAACUGCAGCAGCCACUUCAGUGAAUGGAGCAGCAAGAAAUGGCCCAGGAGGACUGAACGUGGCAGAAGGAGCGGUGCCUGGCUCUGAAGCAGGAGCCGCGCCAUCAGGCCCAGCAGGGCCAUCGUCUGUACUUCCUCAAGAAAUCUGAAGAGCGCCAAUUGGCCCUAGCUGAGAAGUUCAAGGAGCUGAAACACAGCAAGACACUAGAUACCUGA
Molecule: messenger RNA, 708 nt
Organism: Molossus molossus (Pallas's mastiff bat)
Lineage: Eukaryota; Metazoa; Chordata; Mammalia; Chiroptera; Molossidae
Gene: RRP36
Product: ribosomal RNA processing 36
Biological process (GO): maturation of SSU-rRNA from tricistronic rRNA transcript (SSU-rRNA, 5.8S rRNA, LSU-rRNA)
Cellular component (GO): 90S preribosome; nucleolus
Source: RefSeq, a predicted model, not a curated record